Bufo bufo (common toad) is the source of this 522-nucleotide messenger RNA. It is a transcript of the gene BBLN, whose product is annotated as bublin coiled coil protein. The transcript is spliced from 2 exons. NCBI's taxonomy places the organism in Eukaryota, Metazoa, Chordata, Amphibia, Anura, Bufonidae. Bases 38 to 286 code for a protein of 82 amino acids. The record is from RefSeq and is a predicted model, not a curated record.
GGUCACAUGACUACCGGUCACAUGACGAGGUGAGAACAUGUCAGGACCUAACGGGGACCCGCAAAUCCCUCUUGGCGAGGUGUCCGGGGAGGAAGACUAUGCAGCCUUGGACUUCAUGUUGGAUCAGAUCAAUUUCUGCUUGGAUCACUUAGAGGAGAAAAACGAUCUCUUGCACGCUCAGCUCCAGGAUCUUCUAGAAUCCAACCGGCAGGCCCGGCGUGACUUCCAGGAACAGCUAAGCCGGAGUGGAGCGGACAACGCGCCGCAGCUGGGGGAGGGGGUAUAACCUCUAUACAUGUGUGGUCCAGAGCUCCUCCCGCAGACCACCAUUUAUUAACCACAACCCUAGCAAGAACAUUACACAGCAGGAAUCUUCAUCCUCUGGCACUACAACUCCCAGCUGGAGUGCCCGAGGUUGCUGAGUCCUGUCAUAGAACAUGAGUAGAGCUUCUUCUAUGGGGGAGCACUACUGGUAUUAUGGGCCCCUGGGUCCUGCGAAUAAAUACCACGUCAUCCUCCAAU